Messenger RNA from Gastrolobium bilobum, 978 nucleotides. RefSeq lists its product as uncharacterized. NCBI's taxonomy places the organism in Eukaryota, Viridiplantae, Streptophyta, Magnoliopsida, Fabales, Fabaceae. The coding region runs from base 211 to 708 and encodes 165 amino acids. The record is from RefSeq and is a predicted model, not a curated record. The transcript has 5 exons.
UAGAAUAACCUUUUCAGAAAACAAAAAACCAUCGAACCCAGCUUCUCCUCCAUUCUUGUUCCUGAAUAAUCAAUCUCACUGCACUGUGUUCCCUUCGCAAAUCCUUUUGUACCUCAGAAAAGAGAAGAAGAAGAAGAAGAAAAAAACCCAAUCGAGAAUUGCACCGAGCCAAUUAUAGAAAAUAAAUUAAAUAGAAAGAAAAAAAAAGCGAUGGAUGGUGUGGCAGCCACGAAUGCUUCUGCUACGACGUCGUCUUCAAUGUUUCACAAUUACCCUCUCGUUUCCGCCCUCGUUGCUUUUGCCCUCGCACAAUCUAUCAAGUUUUUCACCACCUGGUAUAAGGAAAGAAGAUGGGAUCCCAAGCAACUUGUUGGAUCUGGUGGAAUGCCAUCAUCUCAUUCAGCUACUGUUACUGCUCUUGCUGCGGCCGUUGGGUUCCAUGAAGGCUUUGGAGGACCUCUUUUUGCUACUGCUUUGGUUCUAGCUUGUAUUGUGAUGUAUGAUGCUACUGGUGUAAGAUUGCAAGCAGGACGCCAAGCAGAGGUUUUGAACCAAAUUGUAUACGAACUUCCUGCUGAACAUCCUCUGGCUGAAAGCAGACCUCUUCGCGAACUUCUUGGGCAUACCCCCCCUCAGGUCAUUGCUGGUGGGUUACUUGGACUUACAACAGCAGUUAUUGGCUAUCUAAUAACCAUUGCUAGUAGGUAAAAUUUGAGGAUACCUUUGUUGGCAUCCCUUAAGGACUGUUGUAUAGAAAUUGAAAACACCAGUCUUUGUUCUUAAGCCUGGUUCAUCAGAAAAAGUCUGAUGUGUGCCCCUUCCUUCUGACCCCAGCCUGUAUUCACUUUACUUCUCAUGUCAACAAUGGCGAUCAAAAAUUGAAUUACUUUGAUUACUCUAUUUGAUGUAACGGAAGUGUAUGUCUCAUGGAAUCAUUUAUUUGCCGGACAGAGUAAUUAAUUGCCUCUUAGCAUGUUG